AUGUCAAAUCUGCAGUCGCAUCAACGUCAGCACAUGAAGGGAAAACCUCAUCGUUGUGAGAACUGCUUCAUGUCGUAUGAUACCAAGGAGGAAUUGGACGUCCAUGUUCAAGCAAAGCAUUCGGGUAACAGAUACGCCAAGGUGCUUGUCUGUCCGGCGUGUUCAAAAAGCUAUAACUCGGAGACGUACCUGGCUAAACACAUGGAGCGUCAUAAGGAGGCUGUCACAAAUGCUAAUGUCAGUCGAUUUGGCGCGUUGAAUACCUCGGCCGGUGCCCUGGGAGCCCUCAGUGGGUUCAUGACGAGUCAUCACACUGGAAUGAGCGGUAGAUCCAUGGCUCCAGUGACAGAACAGAGUCUUCACGAGGAGCUUCAACAAAGAAUCGGGCAUCCACAGGAUCUACAGAAUCUUCAAAGAGCAGCAGUGGCUGCAGCUGCCUCUAUUAUGUCUCCGAUGGGACCUGGAAGUGUUAGCGGCCUGACAGGUCAUGAUACAAGCCAUCUACUCCACCACCUUCCAACCGGCCUGCAAGGACAACUCGCAGUAGCCCAGAAAGGUCACCAACAGACUCUUCAUGGUAAUGGAACUCAUCCAGGAGGUCAUUCUACCCCGUCUGGCUUCCCUGACACCUACCAACAACAUCAGAUGCUUGCCGCGACCUCGCCCUACUCCAAUCAAAUGCCAUCGUUUCUUGGACGUACCUCUACGGAUCGUCAAAUGCCAAGGUUUCCUCCGACACCAUUAGAUGCUGGACGAAAGAUGAUGGACUUUCAGGCACCUCCACCACCGCCUCCGCCAAUGGCACAUCAACAGAUAGCUCUAGAGCAUACAGUUCCACCUCAACCGCCUUCAAUGCAACCACCACCCCCACCACAGUUUCAGCCACCUCCUCCGUUACCGCAGCAACAGCAGCAGCAGAUGAGACCUUUCGGGCAUUCACCACAGGCCAUUGGAAGUGGUAAAAGUCGGGAUGGAGGGAAGGCAAUAGGUGAGGAUGGGAAGGAUGUUAAUUCCAAUGCUUGGGAACAGGGUCCAGUAACUCCUAUUCCUAUGGAUGGUCAGGAAGAUGGUGCGGGGGGAGUCAGCAUAACCGGUGAUGAACCGGGCGCUCCUAAUCUCUGGACGCCACACUCAGCCGCAAAACGACUCAAGCCCGACCCGGAUGAACGCGUGGGAGGGUACAAUCACCAUCAUCAGCAUCAUCACCACCAUCCACAACAGCCCUUCGAGACGGAGUAUCUCAGAAGAUCAGCCACGGCAGAGGCACAGUAUCAACAGCAUAUGGUUCCACCGCAGAUGCCACCGACAGAGAAUUCGAUGGAACAUGUGGUUGAUAAAUUAGCUAAGUUUUGGCAGAGGAACUCUGUCAGUCAGGGAAUUGAUGGAAAACCUGGAAGAGAUAUCCGGAUAGAGGCGCUGUUGAGUGGAUUUCCACCGAAUCCAGUGCGGGAGAGACAGGAGGAGGGGACGAACGAAGAGGUGGUGGAACGCCUGCGUCAUAUAUCGCAGUCUUCAUCCACGACAAACAGAGAAAGAGACUUCCGAGCGGAUACUCAAUCACCGCGAGCUUCACAGGCAGUGCAGGAGGACAGCGAGAGCGCUUAUCGUCGUAGAUCAGCCAACGGAGGUGGUGAAGACCGUGAAGAUGAUAUCUCUAGAAAUGGGACGACUCCACCGAACUAUCGUGUAACCUACGCUAACGCUGGGAAUCCGACAGCAAAUGAUGGCGGAGGUAACGCAGAAAACAACUAUUCAGCAGCAGCUAAUGCAUUCUAUGGAGCUGAUGCAGCGGUUAGAGACUUAUCAGUGAUGCGAGAUGAUGAAAGAACACAGCAGCCGACUUCUGCUGCAAAUGAAAUUGGAUUCGCCGUCCACUUUUCCUCGCAGUCCCAGUAG
Molecule: messenger RNA, 1896 nt
Organism: Echinococcus granulosus
Lineage: Eukaryota; Metazoa; Platyhelminthes; Cestoda; Cyclophyllidea; Taeniidae
Product: Zinc finger protein 2
Exons: 1
Coding region: 1-1896 (631 amino acids)
Biological process (GO): regulation of transcription by RNA polymerase II
Cellular component (GO): nucleus
Molecular function (GO): DNA-binding transcription factor activity, RNA polymerase II-specific; RNA polymerase II transcription regulatory region sequence-specific DNA binding
Source: RefSeq, a predicted model, not a curated record